Molecule: messenger RNA, 819 nt
Organism: Lytechinus pictus (painted urchin)
Lineage: Eukaryota; Metazoa; Echinodermata; Echinoidea; Temnopleuroida; Toxopneustidae
Product: histamine H4 receptor-like
Exons: 2
Coding region: 1-819 (272 amino acids)
Biological process (GO): G protein-coupled receptor signaling pathway
Cellular component (GO): membrane
Molecular function (GO): G protein-coupled receptor activity
Source: RefSeq, a predicted model, not a curated record
AUGGAUGCGGCAAUGAAUUCUACGAUCGCGGGGACGAGCACUUUGAAGAUCGUAUCGACCGUGGUGUACUCUUUUUUAGGGUCUGUUGGAGUAGUAGGGAAUUCUUUGGUUCUCAUCGUGUUGAUCUCGGUGAAAGAACUUCGCAACAUUACCAACCUCUUCAUCGUUAACCAAUCCAUCCUGGACAUGAUUGCUUCGCUUUUCCUCUUUGCGAAUUACAUCGCUCCACCACUACCUUUGCCAAAUCGUGAAUGGUCUGGGAGGUUCGUCUGUUCCAUCUGGAAUUCUGGCUAUUUGUUCUGGGGUACAAUCAUCUCAUCCACCUAUAAUCUUGUGAUGAUGUCGAUUGAGCGCUAUUUGGCUGUCAUCCACCCCGUUGUCUACCGUAGCAAAUUCAGCUACCGUCUUGCCGCUGUCGUGGCUGUUUCUCCUUGGAUCAUAGGCUUCGGUUACGAAGGUCACUGGGCUGCGGCCAACCGAUAUGAUGACGGUCAAUGCAAUAUUCACUACGCCAGCACCGUCGUCCAGAAGUUUACCGGUUGCCUGACAUUCACCGUUGAAUUCCUCUUACCGAUAGCUGUUAUGGCAUUUGUGUACAUCAAUAUCGGAAAGUCACUUCGUCUACGAAUCGCGGACAUCAACCACUCGACGACUAUGCCAUCGGCCACUGCAGAAAGCACUGUCAACAACGGAAACAACGCCGGUGAUCAGCCAGUUGCACCAAACUAUCGAGAAAAGAUGCACGUUCACAAACGAUUACGCCAACAUGAUGCUAUCAUCAUCGAAGUAGUUCGGGCCUCAACUAUGCUAUCGACAUGA